Messenger RNA from Argiope bruennichi, 529 nucleotides. RefSeq lists its product as uncharacterized. The record is from RefSeq and is a predicted model, not a curated record. The coding region runs from base 40 to 393 and encodes 117 amino acids. Lineage: Eukaryota; Metazoa; Arthropoda; Arachnida; Araneae; Araneidae. The transcript is spliced from 4 exons.
CAAAUACUGGAACUACUUCAGAUUAAAAAAGCUUGAAAAAUGAAUCCUACACUUUUAUCCCUUUUUCUUGUAGUGCUGGCAGCAGCAUAUGUGGAUUGUCAGUAUUCAGAUGAAGAACUGUGUGGUGUUAUAUUUCCGAGAAGAUGCCAACGUCAUGAACAUUGUUCUGGCCAUGGAGCCUCCAGAACUUGCGUGCCAAAAAUGUGGAGAGGUAUGCCUUGCAGUGACAGACAUAUAUGUGCAGAUGGAUUAGAAUGCAAAACGGUGCAACAUGCUUUCGGACACAUGCGCAGAUGCGAAGAGGCAUUUGCUACUUCAACAUCUGGACUUGAUAUUACAACUCCAUCUAUUCUCGACUCUACUGUUGUGUCUACUGCUACUACACAGACGUAAAAUAUGUGAAGAAAUUUCCCUUCCAAAGAUAACGGGAAAUAUAACUAUGUUAUGUUUUGAUCAAUUAUAAAUGUUAAAAUGGUUGAUUUUAAAUUGCUAUGAAUUAAGUAAAAAUAAAUUAAGAUUCUUAAAGAUG